CUUUGGUUUGGUACCCACACUCAGUGAUGUCCGAGCUACGCUGAGAAGAAAGGAGAGAAGGUAAAUCCGAAGGGAACCAGACGAUCUUCACCUUCACCAUGAAGCUGCUGGCUGUCUCUGCUCUGGUCUGCGCCCUGAUGGCUCUGAGUAGAGCUGAUGCUGCUGCAGAGCCAGAACCCCAGGAAGUAAAAGCAGAUGUCAGUGUCGCCAAGAGGACAUGCCCCUGGCAUCGGAUUGGUCAUCGCUAUUUCUACUAUGUUCACCAACAUCUGACCUGGAAGCAAGCUGAGGCACACUGCUGCAGCCUGGGUGGACACCUGGCAUCUGUGCACUCGUUGUGGGAGUAUAAGCAAAUUCAAGCCUUCGUGAAAAAACGGAACUGUAGAAAUCCGGAAGUUUGGCUUGGAGGCAAUGACAUCCAAAAGGAGGGUGUUUGGCGCUGGAGCGAUGGUUCCUGUUUCAACUUCCGCAAGUGGUGCUGUGGGGAGCCCAACAACGGGGCAGGGUCCAAUCAGGAUUGUCUGCAAAUGAAUUACAGCGGUCACAAAUGCUGGGACGACUUAUGGUGUCACCACCGUAUUCCCUCUGUCUGUGUCAGAGGAUAGUAAUCCCAGCUGAAGAACCUGUUAGAGCACCAACACUGGUGGAUGUGUGUUUAUCCACCACUGGUUGUGCCAUCAUGUUCAUCUGGACCCUGAGCGCUUCUUAAUUCUCUCUUUUCUAACGCCGUAACGCUACACAAGGAACGAUGCGACAAGUGAACCAACAGGAGCUGGAUGGUCUCUGAGGCCUUGUGCCUGUAAGAUCAGACUGAAAGUGAAGGAUGCUUCAUGCAAAAUGUACUCUCUCGAUUAAACUGUUCUCUUUCCUGUGCAAAACAAUAAAGCUGCAAGCAUUGACAAAG
This is a messenger RNA of Cheilinus undulatus (humphead wrasse), 904 nucleotides long. RefSeq names its product type-2 ice-structuring protein-like. Gene Ontology annotation, molecular function: signaling receptor activity. The record is from RefSeq and is a predicted model, not a curated record. The coding region runs from base 99 to 605 and encodes 168 amino acids. The transcript is spliced from 6 exons. NCBI's taxonomy places the organism in Eukaryota, Metazoa, Chordata, Actinopteri, Labriformes, Labridae.